Messenger RNA from Sinocyclocheilus rhinocerous, 1612 nucleotides. Its product is annotated as myotonin-protein kinase-like. Gene Ontology annotation, biological process: peptidyl-threonine phosphorylation; actomyosin structure organization. Lineage: Eukaryota; Metazoa; Chordata; Actinopteri; Cypriniformes; Cyprinidae. Gene Ontology annotation, cellular component: cytoplasm; cytoskeleton. The coding region runs from base 245 to 1612 and encodes 455 amino acids. The record is from RefSeq and is a predicted model, not a curated record. Gene Ontology annotation, molecular function: protein serine/threonine kinase activity; ATP binding. The transcript is spliced from 10 exons.
AGAGAAGAGUUCAAGUUCAUUCGAACAAACCGACCAACUUCUGUAUUUAGAGAAGCUGUGAGUGACCUGAGUUUGAUAGCAGAGCACUAAAGACACGAGAGACAGAGAACAAAAUACACAAUAACACACACAGAGCAGAGAGAGAGAGAGAGGCUGACCAACACACCAAAAAAGGGCUGGAGAAACACACGGACAGAAGCACACAGACGGACUGGGAUUCAGGAAUCAUGGAGCAGGGCUGUGGAUGAGCCGGAUCUCUGCCAUGUCCACGGGCCCCGGGCCCACAGGGGCCGCUCAUGUGAUCGAGCCGGACCACAGCGCGGCGGGUCAUGGCAAGGGCUCCGUCAGCCUGCAGACGCUGCUGGACCUGCUGGUGGGAGUUUAUCAGGAGUUCAGCUCGCCUGCUCUGCUCAGAGAGAAACACGUGCAGCGCUUCCUGCAGUGGGCGGAGCCUCUGGUCAGACAGGUGAAGAAGACCCGGAUAAGCAGAGAUGACUUUGACAUCUUGAAGGUGAUCGGCCGAGGAACCUUCAGCGAGGUGGCUCUGGCCCGCAUGCAUAACACACAGCAGGUUUACGCGCUGAAGAUCAUGAACAAGUGGAACAUACUGAAGCGUGGAGAGACGGCGUGUUAUCAGGAGGAGCAGGAGGUUCUGCUGAAAGGAGACCGGCGCUGGAUCACUGAACUACAUUACACUUUCCAGGACGACAAUCACCUCUAUCUGGUCAUGGAUUACUAUGUGGGUGGAGAUCUGCUGACGCUGCUGAGUAAGUUUGGUGAUCGUAUGCCGGAGGACAUGGCUCAGUUCUACCUGGCUGAGAUGGUGAUGGCCAUCGAUUCAGUCCACAGACUCGGUUAUGUGCACAGAGACAUUAAGCCUGACAACAUCCUGCUGACAGCAGAUGGUCACACACGAUUGGGUGAUUUUGGCUCCUGUCUGCGUCUGGAGGAUGACGGACUGAUCCACUCGUCGUUGGCCGUCGGGACUCCAGACUAUCUGUCUCCAGAGAUCCUGCGGGCGGUGGAGGGCGGCGGAGGCUACGGCUCUGAGUGUGAUUGGUGGGCUCUGGGCAUCUGCGCGUAUGAGAUGCUGCUGGGAACCACACCCUUCUACGCCGAGUCCAUCUCUGAGACCUACGCUAAAAUAAUACACUUCAAGGAUUAUUUUGAGUUUCCUCCGGGGUCGGAGGUGUCCGAGGAGGCGCGUUCGCUCAUCAGCGCUCUCAUCUGUGAUAGGAGCGAGAGGUUGGGUUCACGGGGCUCCGGAGACUUCAGAAAACACCCGUUCUUCACGGGUUUGGACUGGAGUUCCCUUCAUCUCCUCCCUCCUCCGUACAGUCCUGACGUCUCCGAUGCCACCGACACCUCCAACUUUGACGUGCUAGACGACUGUCUGAGCCACACGGAGACCCUGAGUGACGUGAUGGAGCGAGCGCCGGUCGGGCUUCAUCUGGCAUUUGUGGGCUACUCUUACACAGCCACCAGAGAGACGGGAGCGCUGGAUCGCAGCAGAGACAUCAUGAUGGAGAUCAACCAGCAGCAGGACAGAGAUCAGCUACAGCUGCAGGGAAAACUGGUACGAUUUACACUGAUCGAUGAAAACAUGGACUGA